AUGCCACCGUCGAAACGAAACCGUGUCGUCCCGACCUCAAAAGUGCGCAAAAAUAGGAAGGAGCUCAUCCGCCGACUCGCCGCAAAUGUUCGAGAUGCGGCAGAAAAGUACUCUUACAUCUGGGUGUUUGACGUCCAAAACACUCGCAACAAUUUCCUCAAACAGGUCAGAGCAGAUUUUAGUGACUCCAGGAUAAUGAUGGGAAAGAACAAAGUCUUGAUGGUGGCACUGGGGCAGACGGAGGAAACGGAGUGCGUACCGGGGGUUAGUGCAUUGGUACCGUAUGUCAAAGGCGAAGUCGGCCUUCUCUUCACAAACCAGGAAAUUCCAAAAAUCGAAGAAUAUUUCGCAGACUGGUUGAAUCAGGACUUCGCUCGGAGCGGCAGCACUGCAAUCCGAGACGUCAGAAUACCACCGGGAGAAAUUCACACUCAGUAUGGCAUUGAGGGCGGCGAGGAUGAUCCGCUGCCUGUCCAGAUUGAACCCACUCUUCGAAAACUCGGGAUUCCAACACGUCUGGUCAAGGGCAGAGUGAUGUUGGAAGAACAUCCGGAAGGGUCAAUGGAUGAAGAAGAAGGUUAUCUUGUCUGCAGGGAAGGGGACACGCUCGACUCAAGACAAACCGCGAUCCUGAAGAUUCUGGGUGUGCGCAUGUCCGAGUUCAGGAUCGGACUUAGGGCUGUAUUUGAGAAAAGACUUAAGGCUGUAUUUGAAAAAGAAACGAUGGUACAAGCGCCGGGAGUUAUGGAUAUUGACGACACCAAGGUUUCAUGA
Molecule: messenger RNA, 774 nt
Organism: Cladophialophora psammophila CBS 110553
Lineage: Eukaryota; Fungi; Ascomycota; Eurotiomycetes; Chaetothyriales; Herpotrichiellaceae
Exons: 1
Coding region: 1-774 (257 amino acids)
Biological process (GO): nuclear-transcribed mRNA catabolic process; rRNA processing; ribosomal large subunit assembly
Cellular component (GO): nucleolus; preribosome, large subunit precursor
Molecular function (GO): RNA binding
Source: RefSeq, a predicted model, not a curated record